AUGAGUUUUCUUGAGCCUAGAAUGUCUUGGUUUGGUUGGGGAAAAUCCUCUAAUGAUGAUAGCUCGUCACACCCAACUCUGGAAACUCCAAGCACACCUAUGGAUCUCAGUGGGGGAGUCUCAUUCGACAUUGCAGAUCAUUCCACAUCCCAGCCUUCCUCUACGGUUGAUCAUUCCCCAUUUUCCACUCCUGUCCUCGCCCUCGACCAAAUCAAAAGCGCUGGUGUACCGGUUACCCGACAAAUGACUCCGUACCUACAGAUGGAUCCUUCCAUGUUCAUCAGUUCACAACCACAAUAUAUCAUGCCAGAUGGUGGAACGGGUACUUCCGGCAAGGGAAAGUUUGAGUUCGCACUUGGACAUAUCGGUUGGGCUGUUGGUUGUGGGUUUGCUGUUGGAUCGAUUAGAGGAGGAUUUGGGGAGUUGAUGAAUCCAGAAACAAGGAAACUGGUAGGAAAACCUUGGAUGACACGUAUGGUGAAUGCCACUGUAAAACACGGUUCAGGAUAUGCUCAACCAGCCGGAGCGGUAGUUUUCAUGUACUCGGCUUUGGAAAUUGCCCUUCGCUCUGUACGUGCAGAAGACGAACUGAAUGGGCUUGGUGCUGGUGCCCUUACCGGGGCCAUAUACCGUAGUCCUCAUGGUUUGCGAGCAAGUGGAAUAGGGGCUCUUGUUGGACUUGUUCUAUCUGCAGCGUGGACGAUAGCAAAUCCAGACAGCAGACAACGAAUCUCGGAAAUAUUUGCUUGA
This is a messenger RNA of Necator americanus (New World hookworm), 750 nucleotides long. RefSeq lists its product as uncharacterized. Gene Ontology annotation, cellular component: mitochondrial inner membrane; TIM23 mitochondrial import inner membrane translocase complex. NCBI's taxonomy places the organism in Eukaryota, Metazoa, Nematoda, Chromadorea, Rhabditida, Ancylostomatidae. Gene Ontology annotation, molecular function: transmembrane protein transporter activity. Gene Ontology annotation, biological process: protein import into mitochondrial matrix. The transcript has 7 exons. Bases 1 to 750 code for a protein of 249 amino acids. The record is from RefSeq and is a predicted model, not a curated record.